CUGCGAAGUACUCCUGAAGAAGGAAAUCGAAAAUGAAAGCAUCAAAGGACAGUACGCCACAGCCUCCACCGUACAGCGUAGUACCGCCUGCCAACAGCAAGGCACCAUAUCCAGUGCAGCCCGGGGCACCAGCUGGAACAGUGGCUGCAGGGUAUCCCCCACCACCCGGAUACCCGCACAGCGGGGUGCCAGUUAGCAAUGUUAUUGGAGAGUAUCCAGUACAUGCUGUCGGCACGGUGAUUGCGCCGCCACUGACCGUGGGCCCCGAAUCGUGCACCGCCGUCUGUCCCGCCUGUCACAAAACCGUCCAGACAGACGUCAAGGUCGUGUCAACCACCAGGACGCACACAUUCGCCCUGUUGCUAGCCAUGUUUGGAUGCUGUUUAUGCUGCUGCAUCCCGUACUGUGUGGACAGCCUGAGAGCGAAGCACCACUACUGUCCGGAGUGUAAAGCUUUUAUUGCAGCUUACGACAGAUGAAUCCAGUUGUUCAACGCUCUGUUCCUAGGGGAUGAUCUGAUGACACACAACUUUUGGCAUUAUUCCCCGGUUAAUGCCAUCAUCAAAAAUCUGCUUGUAUGAUAUUGUAAAUUGUGAAGCAUUGCUCCAGUUUAAAACUCACUAAAUGUACCUGGUGAUGAA
Molecule: messenger RNA, 641 nt
Organism: Schistocerca nitens (vagrant locust)
Lineage: Eukaryota; Metazoa; Arthropoda; Insecta; Orthoptera; Acrididae
Product: lipopolysaccharide-induced tumor necrosis factor-alpha factor homolog
Exons: 4
Coding region: 33-479 (148 amino acids)
Molecular function (GO): zinc ion binding
Source: RefSeq, a predicted model, not a curated record